GAAAUAACUGUUUUACAUUUAGUCAAGGUACUUCAUGUGUUCGUGGCAACUGAAGGGAUAUCCUCGGUUGGCCCAUUUUCUCAUCUAAACCAAUGGCGCACAAGUUCGUACUUAGUAUUGCAGACUACAUCGUCAUCACCAUCAUAUUGAUCAUUUCUGCAGGCAUUGGUGUGUACUUCCGAUUUUCUGGAGGACGCCAGAGCACGAAUGAGGAGUACUUGCUGGCCGGACGGGACAUGCCAAUCUUCCCCGUAGCUUUCAGUUUGAUGGCAACUUUCAUGUCAGCAACUACCCUGAUGGGAAUACCUGCAGAGAUGUACUUGUUCGGCACACACAUGGCUUUCAUGAACAUAGGAUUUGUUUUGGGACCUAUACUGGCUUCCUGGUUAUUCCUCCCUAUAUAUUUCGAUAUUGGAGCUUCUACUGCUUUUGAGUACUUGGAAAAUCGAUUUGGGAAAUCUAUACGGAGAAUCUUAUCAACAAUUUUCCUUUUUCAAUGUGUUCUUUUCUCUGCUGUAAGCCUUUACGCUCCAGCUAUUGCACUAAGUGCUGUUACAAGUCUUCCAUUGUGGCUGGCUAUAACAUCUGUCGGCGUUGUUUGCACAUUUUAUUGCACUUUUGGUGGAAUAAAAGCAGUCCUGUGGACUGACGUCUUUCAAGCUAUACUUAUGUUUGUGGGCAUUUUGGUGAUAAUUGUCCGAGGAUGUAUGGAUGUGGGAGGAUUUAGCAACGUUUUCAAAAUUGCCAACAUUGGAGGAAGAUUAACUGUUCCUAGUUUAACUAUCGACAUCAGUGAAAGAUAUACCAUGCUCAGUGUCUUAAUACAAGGUCUGGUCAUUACCCUAGCAAGUUAUGGUUGUAGCCAAGUCCAAGUUCAAAGAUUGCUAACAGUCAAAAAUUUUAGACAUUCCGUCGCAGCUGCUGUAUUCAGUAUACCUAUGAUUAGUGGUUUCCAAUUGGCAUGUUGUCUCUGUGGGCUAAUCUUCUACGCAGUGUAUCGCUUCUGUGACCCUUUGUCAUCAGCAGAGAAACCACUUCACUCAGCUGAUCAACUCAUGCCGUAUUACAUCACUAAUGCGUUGAAAGAUCUUCCUGGACUUCCUGGUUUGUGCAUUGCUGGCAUUUUCAGUGCAUCACUAAGUACUGUCUCAUCAUCGGUAAAUGCGAUGGCUGCUGUUAUUGUGGAGGACUUUAUACGACCCAUUCGUCCCAAAUAUGCCAGUUCUGUCCUAUUGUCUAAAUUUCUUACUUUUUUCUUCGGAGUUCUGUGCGUUUUACUUUCUUUCAUGGGAGGAGUUUUAGGACACCUUGUGAAAACAACAGUGUUGGUGGUUGGCCUGUUUUAUGGAGUUACAUUAGCUAUAUAUCUACUUGCUUCGCUGUCUACUGUGACGAACGAAAAGGGUGCUAUCUUUGGAGUACUGGUUGGAACUUGUUUCGGAGUGUACUUGAGUGUCAUUUCAAGUCAGACAGUGCACGAAAUUUUACCCAUGUCCAACGAAUGUCCUUUGCAAAAUCAAACACACAAUUUAGACACAGCUUCUUCGCUCAGUGAGCCCUCAAUGACAGAAUACACAUUGAAUUCUACACUGCCGUCCUUUAAUUCAUCUAUUUUUGAGAUGAAAACAUCAACAAAUACCCUAUCGUACAUGUGGAUAACGCCCAUUUCUUUUGUUGUAUCCCUUACUACUGGAUACGUUUCCAGUCUUAUCUUCGCCCUUAUUCAAGAUGAGCCCCAAGAUGUUCCUACGAUUCACUUAAGUCCCAUCAGAAGAAGAUUUUGCAAGGACAAAAUGAAGGUUGAAGCAGAGCAAAAAAUCAACCAACAAACAACUGAAUUAAACGAAAUAACUGCCAAAAUAACAAAUGCUUGAAAUGCUAUACUUCAAAUCACAUCUACAUCUUAGAUAAGUAAGAAAUAAACUAUGAACGACCAUAAAUAUAUAUGCAUAUUUAUAAACCAUUCCAUCACCUGGAUCAUACUUCUUUGUGAUUUGAAGUCUCAGUGGUACAAUUAAAGUGCUCUUGUUUCUGU
This is a messenger RNA of Uloborus diversus, 2035 nucleotides long. RefSeq names its product putative sodium-dependent multivitamin transporter. Gene Ontology annotation, biological process: sodium ion transport; transmembrane transport. Lineage: Eukaryota; Metazoa; Arthropoda; Arachnida; Araneae; Uloboridae. Gene Ontology annotation, molecular function: symporter activity. The transcript has 12 exons. The coding region runs from base 93 to 1874 and encodes 593 amino acids. The record is from RefSeq and is a predicted model, not a curated record. Gene Ontology annotation, cellular component: membrane.